Messenger RNA from Stylonychia lemnae, 2151 nucleotides. Lineage: Eukaryota; Ciliophora; Spirotrichea; Sporadotrichida; Oxytrichidae. The record is from the annotation of a GenBank genome assembly.
AUGAAUUUUACUUCUAAUCUAUAAGUAAACAACCUAUUUAAGGGUCUCACUCAAUCCUUAUAAGCCUAAUAAUCUUAGCAAGCAUAGGCUAUAAAGCUAGAAGAUCUUAUCAACAAAUACACUGGUCUAGGCAGAAUAGAAAAAGACGUAAUUUUCAAUUAUGUGAAGAACGGUGAGAGCCAGGUGAAAUAAAGAAAAGACUACAUUACUAAUGUCAUUAUUAUCUUCAAUUCUUUUUUCGAAUAUGGGUUUCUCCACAAAUCUAUUUCAUCAAGCUCAGGCAAAUCAUCAUCUUAUGCAGAUGAAUGGGCAGACGGAGAUGAUAGCAAUUAGUUAGGAAGAGUUGAACAUUACUGGGAAUAUAUGACAGUCUAGUUCACAGAUUUAGAUACUGUUAGAUACAUUAAUUUCUACUAUGAGGAAGCCUCAAACAACCGUGAGAAGGCACUAGGUUGGAUACUUUUGGCACUCAACCAAAAAGAUGAACUUUAAAGAGUUGUGAUGGAAAUUUUUAGUUGCAUUCCCAUAUUACAACUUUAUAGUAAGCAAGAUUCUUACCUAUGGGCUAAUAGAAAAGAGAUAUUAGAGUGUAUUGACCUAGUGAAUCAGAAAUCUAUGUACAAUCCAUGUCCUCUUCUUGAUAAUUAUAUUGAAUUUGGAAAGAAAAAAGAAGAAAAAAAGGUCAAUCAAAAUUUCUUGGCAUUUUUAGAAAAUGAAGAGGAUGAAGAAUAAAUUGUAAUUUAAACUUCAGCAAGAAGACCAGAGAAAUAAAAUUCACCCAUAAGCACUUAAAACAAAAGCUAGGAUGGUAGCGGAAGUAAAAAAGAUUAACUUUCUAAUAAGAGUGCAUUGAAGUAAUAUAUAUCAUAGUCUGACGGAGGAAAUAAUCUCAAAGAUCAGCAAGAAGAUAUUAUUGGAGCCAGAUUUUAAAAGUAAAACUAAUAAUUUAAAUAAGAACAUGACGACGAAUAAAGCAGUGUUGUAUUCGAUCCUAAAAAUUCUUUAAAUAAUUCUAAGGAUCAUGAAGAUUAAGCUAGCAGCUAAAGCUAAAUUUUUAGAAUUAAAACAAGCAGAAAUGAGGUUGGAUCCUUUGCUCAUUCAUCAGGAGGUGAAUCACAGAUAAAUAUAAAGUAGCAUAAUUAUGGAACUGUCUCGGCUGUUAAUAAUAACUUGUACUAAAUAGAUCGAUAACUUGAAAGGCAAAGUAAUUAAAGCUCCAGAAAUGAGGCUAAUGAAUUUACUCCAAGAAAACAUACUGAGACUCUGAUAAUAAAUUAUGACAGAAUUUCACUUUCAAGUAUGAAUGAAAGUAACUUUAGAUAAAAUUUCAAUCAGGUAUCUAAUUCUCAUGUUACCAUAGCAAACAGUAGGCUGAAUCUUUUCAGCAAUAAUGAGAUAUUAGCUGAGAAUAAUCCAAGUAAAUCACCAUCGCCAGAAUAAACUUCAAAAGUUAACUUUAACUAUGACACUAAUAUUUCUCCAAAUAAUAAGGGUUGGCUUACUAUUAGAGAUAAUAAUCCUUUUUAGCCAGUUUAGGAGUUAGAAGAUAUAUUUAAAGCAAAUUUAUCAUAAAAAUUCUUCAUUAAUGAAAUGCCAACUAAAGAUAACAGGAUUAAUGAUACUUCAUUUAACACUAGGUCAGUUCACUCUGUAAAAUAUAAUGAUGCCUUCAAAAAUAAGACAUAAAGAGAAUAUAGGGACUCUUAAUACUCAGAUUAAAAUGAGAAUCAGCAAAGCAUAGGUCUUGAAGAUUCAAGAAGGAUCAUUGACAAAAUCUUAAAUGAGGAAAAUAUCAAUGUGCCAUAAGAGUUUAGAAAGCAAUUUAAGAUGAUUUAUAAGGAUCUUUCAGGAAAUAAGUAUAAAUAAGAUCUUAAAAAUUCAGAAUUAGUAUUUUUUAACGAAUACUAUGAUAAAUUCAAAAUUCUUGAGUAUACUUACUAAAAGAAAACGAUAUUUAUGAAAAAGAAGGAUUAAAUUGUAACUUAUAUAUAUAUUUUAACACAUAUUUUAGAGAUAAAACGCAAAAAAUAUAGACAAUAUUUGUGGGUCAUGCUUAAAAAAUUUACCACCACUAAAGUUGUUUGGAUUCAUUUAAAAAAAGCACUAUUGCUAUUUCUGUUUGGAUUAUACUUGCAAAAAAUGUAUGGCUGA